Messenger RNA from Cucurbita pepo subsp. pepo (vegetable marrow), 1115 nucleotides. Its product is annotated as putative membrane-associated kinase regulator 6. Lineage: Eukaryota; Viridiplantae; Streptophyta; Magnoliopsida; Cucurbitales; Cucurbitaceae. The record is from RefSeq and is a predicted model, not a curated record.
CCUGUGGAAAUAUAUGUUCCAUAAAGAAGAGAGUUUCCCUUUGUGUGUAUAUAUUAGUAUCUUAGAGCUUGUGUUGUUCUGCACAUAUAUUGAGAGAUAAAGCUGCAGGAAAGGAAUGGAGACAUCCCAGCCUCUUUCUAUUGACAGCUUUUCAUAUAGUUGGCUAGUGAAUAUAAAGCCAUCUCUAGAAAGUUCAGGCAACAACCCGGUUCGGACCUCGAUCGACGCUUCCGACGAAGCCUCGUCCUUCAUCGAGAUGGACCCGAGAAUGCCGCCCUCCAAGAGAUUUUGUAGAAACUCUCAAGAUUUCAAAUUUGACUUCCCUGUCUCGCCGCCUUCUCUUGCAAUUGUACAUGCUGACCAGCUGAUUUCCAAUGGCUGCCUUGUGCCUUUUUUCAUUGAUCCACUUAGAGUUCAGACAUAUGAGGAUGAAGAUGAAGAUUUCAAUCCAAAAUCUUCCCAUACUCAAGAACACAUCCUUCCACUUCCACUUCCACUUCCACUUCCACUUCCAUCCAAUACUUCUGACUGCUCCUCCAUGAGAAAGUGCAGGAAACUAUCCAAGAAAGUAUUGCACAAAUAUUUGAGUUUUUUCAAGCCAUUGUACCAAAGAAUAAGAGGUUAUAAAGCAUCAAGUUCCAAAUCAGAAAGUGUUGCUAGAAGAUCCAAAUCUAUGAAGAAUUGGGAAUAUACAUACGACGCGUCGCCACGAAUCAGUGUAGCUUACACCGCCGAUGAUUGGCGAAGAUCCUGUGAUUCUGAGAGCUCUAUCUAUGAGGCAGUCCUCCAUUGCAAGAAAUCUAUAGGUAUAUGAAGCAUGUUACAAUUUGGUCAUCAUCAUUAUCAUUAUGGUUCAGUGUUUUCUAUCAGACCAGAAAUCUAGAAAUGAAAGCAGAGAAGAAUUAAACAUGAAAUCAUAAUGUCCCCUUCUGCUACUAUUUUCAGACCUUUUAACAAUGAACACUUGUUUCGAUCGGCCUGUGACCGAGCGGGUUCCUUACUGUAAAUACUCGAAUGCCAUGUGAAGUUGAUGAAGAUGAAUAGAACUUUUGUUCUUUACUUGGAGUUCUUUAGAUGAGUUGAACAAUCAAAUGACUCUUUGUUCAUAUUUUUAA